AAUCACGGGCACUUCCGCUCCGCAAAAUGGAGCGGAAGUUGGCGGAAUGGCGGGCGCAGCAGGCGGCGGCGGCGGAGAAGAAACCGUCGGCCGUGAGCGAGCGCCGGGAGGGCGGCGGCGGUGUUUUCAGCGGUCUGUGGCGCAGACUGCGGCCCGGGAGGGCUGAGGGAGAGCCGCGGGAGUCGCACCGAGACCCGCCGGUGAAGGCGGCCGCGGUCCCGGGCCUGGAAGCUGAGGGCAGCAGCUCCCCCACUGAGGCCGCGGGUCGUGUCAGAUCCCCGGCGUCCGGAGAGGUGUGGGAGCAGUCCCGAUGCGUAGCCCGGGAAAAGGAAGAAAAUGACCAGAAUUCAUUUAAGGAAAAAUCUGCAGAACAGACAAUGGAACCAGAUCGUUUUAUCUUCAUAAUUUUGACUGUUCUGAAAUUCCUGCUUUGGCUGGUAUUACUUGGCCUCUUCAUUGAGCUGGAGUUUGGCCUGGUUUAUUUUGUCCUCUCAAUGUUUUAUUGGAUUUACGUUGGGACACGGGGGCCAUCGGAAAAGGAACAAGGAGAAGUUAGCGCGUACUCUGUGUUCAACCCUGGUUGUAAGGCUAUUGAAGGAAGUCUGACAGCAGAACAGUUUGAACGAGAACUUCAGUACCGACCUCUGGCCGGCAGAUGAACUUGCUUCCUGGAAAAUGGAAGAUUUGUUUUUAUUGAACCGUAACCAACACAAUGUUCUAAUGCACUAACACAGUAAAGGUCAACAGUUAGCAAAGUCAUCGUACAUGUUGUAAAUUGCACACAUGUAACAGGUAUUUAAAUAGAGUAAGAGAUAAGUUCAACUAAAUUCUUUAUAAAAACAAGUGUGUGGUGUCAUCAUUGAAUCUAAAUCCUGUGUUCCUUAUCUGUUGUACUGUCGGAAUGCCUUGUACUGCAGAGGUGCAACAAGAAGCCCACGUUAAGGGUAAUUUAGUAUGGGCAAUGAAUACUGUCAGUAAUGUCCACACCCUGUAUAGUAAAUAAAACCGCUGAAAUUCUGCUGACUACAGACUGAAGAUAAAUCAUGAAGUAAUAUACAUAUUCAAUCUCAAUCACCAUAUCCCCAUUUUCUCUGGGUUUGGGGAGGAGGAAGUCAAUUUCCUUGCGAACCUUCCUCUUAAUGGAAAGCAGUUUGGGUUAUAUGAAAAAAGUAAAACAAAAUUCUGUCAUGUUAAUCAUGAGUUCAUCUUGAGCAUUUCAUUGUCACCUGAUUCUACAAAGCCUAUGUAUACUUACAAUACCAACAUUUUCUAAAAUCAUGUUGGAGAUUUGGUUGCAAACAGUAUAUUUCUGAAUGUACUGAAGUUAGCUGAAGAAUUAAAUAGCAUGUGUGAUCCUGACUGUUACAAAUAACAAAUAUCAGUGCAAGUCUAGUGCCAUUCUUCCUUCUGUCAUUCCUCCCAGCAGGAUAAAAGUAAAGAAACCUCCACUGGUUGUCAUUCUUUGUGGCAU
Messenger RNA from Mobula hypostoma (lesser devil ray), 1471 nucleotides. It is a transcript of the gene saysd1, whose product is annotated as SAYSVFN motif domain containing 1. Lineage: Eukaryota; Metazoa; Chordata; Chondrichthyes; Myliobatiformes; Myliobatidae. The transcript has 2 exons. The record is from RefSeq and is a predicted model, not a curated record. The coding region runs from base 27 to 659 and encodes 210 amino acids.